Molecule: messenger RNA, 2026 nt
Organism: Dicrocoelium dendriticum
Lineage: Eukaryota; Metazoa; Platyhelminthes; Trematoda; Plagiorchiida; Dicrocoeliidae
Source: the annotation of a GenBank genome assembly
UUCAUUCGCUGACGGUACUUACUUAUGCAGGCUCUUACUUCCGGCGCAAUCGACCUGAUUAACUCAGGCAAGACUAUCGAUGAACCUGUUCUAAAAAUUUUGGGUUAUAAAUUGGUUCCUGGAGGAAAUGCUGGUCAGAAUCGCUACCGUCUCUUGCUCUCAGAUGGCGUUAAGACGCAUUCCUUUGCCAUGCUGGCCACGCAGCUAAACCACUUGAUCGAAAGUGGUAAAUUGGUCAACGACACUGUCGUACGAAUAAAGAAAUAUGUGUGUAACAACAUACAGAAUAACAAGUAUGUCUUAGUAGUACUGGAUGUGGAGGUACUUGGUGUCGAGCAUGAGUCAGUCUCCGUUCGACCCCCAUUCCGGUCGGUCCCAGACAACACAUCUGUACCCUGUGCGCCUCCAGGAUUAGGACCACCACUGGGUUCCAAUGUUUUAAAAACGGACCUGAGUGGGAUGAAGACGCCUCCCAAAUUGUCCUCAAGCUCCUUUCUUGGCCAUGGUGGUGGUGUUUCCACCCCUUCCACUCCAGGUGCAACUAACUCAGGUUUGCCAAAGGUGUUCCCUAUUCAGAGUUUGAACCCUUACCAAAAUCGAUGGACGAUUCGUGCGCGUGUGUCACAGAAGUCCUCCAUCCGCACUUGGAAUAAGCAGGGACGCGAUGGAAAGCUAUUUAGCUUCACAGUUGUCGAUGAAAGCGGGGAAAUUCGUGUAACUGCGUUCAAUGCGGAAGUCGAUCGCUUUUUUGAUAUGAUUGAGGUUAACAAAGCGUACUACAUCACGCGCGCCAAUCUCAAGGCGGCCAACAAACAGUUCAACACCACCAAUAACGAAUAUGAAAUGACACUUCAUGCGGACUCUUUAAUCACACCUUGCGAAGACGAGGACAUAAGCACUCUACCUGAAACCCAUUUCACCUUUGUUCCGAUAGGAAAGUUAGAUGGGUGUGAGCCGGGAUCCUACGUGGACAUUGUAGGCAUUGUUCACGAAGCUGGCGAAGUUCAAACUAUAAUGGCCAAAGCUUCCCAACGUGAGUUGCGCAAACGGGAGCUUGGUUUAGUGGAUGCUUCGAAAUGCCUGGUCCGUUUAACUUUGUGGGGUGAGCAAGCUGAGACUUUCGACGGUUCGUUACAUCCUGCUGUUGUCAUUAAGGGAGCCAAGGUUUCCGACUUCAACGGUCGUUCCCUGUCAGUCGCCACUACGUCAACCGUUAUGGUUGCUCCCACGAAUAUUGCCGAGGCACUUCGUUUAAAAGGGUGGUACGAGCAUGAAGGUCAUGCAGCCAACUUCGAGACAUACAAAAAUGAACUUGUCGGCUCCGUUGGUGGCAUGGACAUUGGUUCUGCCACCGGUGGCCCCCUCGGGGGUUGGCAUCUAAUUCAAGACGUCAAAUCCGCAGGGGUGGGCACCAAUGUGAAGGCAGAUUAUUUUACUUGCAAAGCUACUGUCGUUUAUCUGAAGAAAGAGAAUUUCAUGUACCAGGCUUGCCCCACUGAAGGAUGUAACAAAAAAGUUAUGGACUUGGGUCAUGGCAUGUACCGAUGCGAGAAAUGCGCUCGUGAAACCCCGAACUUCAAGUGGCGGUUGUUGCUAACGAUCAAGACCGCAGACAUGACUGGAGACUUGUGGGUUACCUGCUUUCAAGAUGCCGCUGAACAGUUACUCGGUCACAGUUCAGAAAGUUUGGGGGCUAUGAAAGAUUCCCAGGACGAAGGGGAGCUGGAGCGCGUGUUUUUAAAUGCCGUCUUUAACUCUUGGGUGUUUCGCCUUCGUGCGAAAGUGGACCGGUACAACGACGAGGAGCGCUUACGCGUAGUCAUUGCAGAAGCAAAGCCUUUGGAUCACGUGGAUUACGCACGACGCUUGCUCAAGGCGAUUAACGAGUUGGCACCGAAGUUACCGGCCGAAUAUACGCAAUACACUGUUUAACGUCCUUCUGUCUGCAUUUUGUUCGUAAACCUUUUUUACUCUUUGCUGUGGCAUCCUAAUUGUUACAACUGCUGUGCGCGGCAUAACUAAAUGC